Verruconis gallopava is the source of this 3030-nucleotide messenger RNA. RefSeq lists its product as uncharacterized. Gene Ontology annotation, biological process: defense response to bacterium; defense response to fungus. The transcript has a single exon. Lineage: Eukaryota; Fungi; Ascomycota; Dothideomycetes; Venturiales; Sympoventuriaceae. The record is from RefSeq and is a predicted model, not a curated record. The coding region runs from base 2204 to 2608 and encodes 134 amino acids.
UUCUUCUUCUUCAAAAGUUUUACUUCGAGCAUCUUCUAAGCAAUUCGGGUCCGUUGCGAUUUAAUUUAAACACGCCCAUGGACAUCUGGUCAAUAUGCUCGCUCGUUCCGAUUGUGCUACAUUCUUGGGCCAAUUUUCUUGGACGCACCAGGAGCAAGGUGCCAUAAAAUCUGUCCUAGGCUCUUAUAGCUCACUUUCUCGAUCGAAACAGGGCAACGUCUGCUUCUUUGGAUUUCAUUAGAACUCCGUCUGUUGAGAGGCACAUAGCAUGCUAAUUUUAUGAUUUUAGAGACUUGGCUGUGCCAUUUUCUGUGUCAACCCGAUCAAACCAAGGACGUCGGAUGCGCUCGGUCUGCUGGAGUCACCUCAAACUCAACCAUGGCACCCGCCGCUUCACAUGUUUCUAAUACAAUCUCUUGGAACUUUGCAAGAUUUUCCGGCCCUUUCCACCUCUUCUGAGUUGAGUGUUGAACAACCGUGUUAAGCCCAACGUGCGUAGGCGAGGUCUUUUCUAGCUCGCCACCUGCAUUUUCCCAAUGAUGACUGAGCACAUUGAUCGGAGCGCACAACUGUUGACCAGACGGGAACAAAAAAAGAAAGAAAAAAAUUCUGCGCGAGUUUCUCGCGAAGCUAGCUUGUACUACCGCACGUCGUUGCUCCUGGCCAAUUUGUGUAUGACUGCUGCAAUAGCAGCUCAACCGUCACCCACAUGAAUGCCCAGCUCUGCGCCUCUUCGGAUCAAGCCCUGGUUCCAGGUACAACAAAUGCGAGUCUUAUGUGUUGGGAGUGCACCACAAGGCGCCAGUUCGCUUGCGAAGCUAGUUUACAGUGCUGCCCCGGACGUAAAAAUGGCUGAGAUUUGGGAGACUUUGCGAUAGGAUGCCUCUGACUAACGAAGCGAAAACACUUGGGAUCCGACCACUCGUCAUUCCCAACUCCACUUGUCCACGACAUGAAUUUUGUUCGAUAGCAAGCCUGAUUUUGCAGCCGGAAACCGCCUGGGCUGGAACUUCGGUCUGGAAGACGGCUCACCUCCACACGUGAUGAGUCCAUCUCUGUCGGGAUCGGGGUUAGGUCCCUUCGGUCCAUGUGUUGAGAAACCUUUCGUCCAUGCGCGGGUUCCAAAAUUUUUUGUCUCAUGCAGCUAGACCUCAAGGAAGACCUUCAUCCUUCCACAGUUUAGCGUUCGUGGAAGGACGGCUCACAGCCCAUUGGCUCGAAAAUUUCGCACCUUUCCGGCCAUUUCGAUCGCGGCCUGUCAGCUUCGGGACAGACUCAUGCUGCGUACUUGGUUUGCCAUGAUCCAUAAGUAUCCACCUGCAAGCGACGUAGAUCGAGUCUGGGAUUUUCAGCGCGCAAACUUUUCUUUUGACUGACGAAUUCGAUCGCAAUGCGCCGCCUCGCGAAAGUCCCAAAGCAAAAUACUUUGUCCUCAACCUGUUUUGCGCAUCGCUAUGGGACGAAGGAUUUAGGACUCGUCUGAAAAUCAUGACUCGUCAACAUCACUGAGAGUUUGGAACGCCACAUCAGAUUCGCAGUGCUGCGUUUGUCUCAAAUUCUGGGAAGCCGAUCCGAAACCACGAUCAAGGGGUUCCCACGUUUUUAAAACUAAUGCAAGGUCGCGAACUAGUGUACUGCAGGAACUCAGGAUUACGUGUCUUGGCGCUUCCGUGCCGCUCCAUGUUACACUUCCUCCUCCAUCUUUUAGACUGUCCGUCGAACCAAUGCAAGACUUCCCGAGGUCGGUAUGUUCCGACAGGACCAUUGGCCGUGACGAGGCAUGUACAGAUUCCAGGCUACCGGAAUCUGCUGGUUUCGAGCAGAUAGCGGGACCCGUCCAGAGAAAGAAGCCAUUGGGCCCCAUGGCAUUUGGCUUCUGGAACGAGACACUCGUCCGCAUCAUGGGAGUAUGCUGAGUGGCCAGAUGCAUGUCUCUGUUUGGAUAAAUAGAUGCUGUUUCCCCCAGGUUGUUUCUCUAUCCAUCACACCAUUCAUUCAGAUCGCAAGACAUUCUUUUCUGCCGAUCUUUAAUCCUUACAUUCUCUUAGCCAGAUUGAUUCUUGGCAGCGUACGCUUUCCAAGCACUUCCCGUCCUUACUCGUAGUUUGAACGGACUAGACUAGACGUCUCAACACAUCGCAUUCCUUCCAAGAGCUAGAAUCAAUCCAAGGCCAGACGCCGAAGUAAACAGUUCAAAAUCAACAUGCAGUUCGCUACUGUCUUCGUUACCUUGGCUAUUGCCGCCGUUUCUUCCGCUCUCCCAGUCAGUGAGGCCAACAAGGCGAGCGCAAACCUCGAGCGCAGACAAGCCUCCGGCAAAGCGACCUAUUACAACACCAUGUAUCCAACCUACUCCUCUUGCGGGGAUCAGCCACAGGACACGGACAUGAUUGCCGCCCUGGCGCCGUCUUUCAUGCCAGCGGCAUGCGGCAAGAACAUUGCUGUAACCAACGAGGAGACUGGUACCACCAUCACCGUGACGGUCGUCGACACCUGUGUGGCCUGCGCCGGCGGUUCGGUUGCAGUCGACCUGAGCCCAAGUGCCUUUGAAGCUGCCGGCGCCACGCUUGAUGCCGGUACAUUCACUACUUCUUGGACCUUCGUCUAAGCGCCCCUGCUGGAGUCAGGGUCGCUACUUCAAAAAGUAGAAGAACAGCGCAAGCGAGACUUGCUGCUUCAGUCGCACCUUUGGCGACGCCUUUCCUCAAUGGACAACAAAGAUAUGAAGACAAAAAGCAUUGGGGGAGGCUGCUGGCGCGAGUCGCCCGAAUCACUUUGAACGAACUGGGACGAAUUUUUUCAUGUCACAUAGAUUCACUGAAGAGAAUAUACAAUAGACACAGUAUCUGCGACGUUUUUCUCCCCAUUUUUUCUUUCUCAGGUUCCGGGUGGAGCGGCGAUUUGCCAUGAAACACUCUUUUAUUUUUUGAAAAAUAAAGAGAGAAAAGAAAACCAGGUAGAUUGAAACGCAGCUCAUACAAAAAAAAUCAUGCCAGCGGAGUACGAUCGGGAGAUCGGAAACGAAAUGAC